AUGAAGGCCUAUUUGCUACAACAACUGGUAUUUUUUCUUAUAUCUUCGAGUCGAACUCAUAGUUAUAUUUUGCUUUAUAACACUGAAAAUAGUCCAUCACCAUUCGAGUAUUAUGAUUGUAUCUAUUAUAAAAACGGAUCUGUCAUUAAGUAUUGUCGUCGUCCAGAAUAUCAAAAUACAUUGGAACGUGCUAACCAUUCAUCAGAAUCAGCGUGUCAUAAUAAUGGUAGAUAUUAUACGUUUCAACAAUUAUUCGAACUUAAAAUAGAUGCUAAUGAUAUAUUGAAAUGGAGCUCAUCUAUUGAACAAGCUGAUCACUAUGCGGCUUAUACAUUCACUCGCAACCGUCAGCUAUUAUCAACUGAUGCUGCCUUUUUAUGUAAUUGUACUCUUAGUCCACUAACAUUUGGAAAAUAUUGUGAGUACGGACUACCAUCACAUCAAACAACAUUUCAUCAAACAGUUGUUGAACAAUUUGAAUUAAAACGAAAUUAUGUACAAAAUAGUCAGCAGUAUGGAAAUAUUUUAUGUUAUCAAAAUUUAUUUGAAUGUGAUUAUGGUAUGCUCUGUUUGGAUUGGCGCAACAUAUGUGAUGGUGAACAACAAUGCAUAGAUGGCACUGAUGAGGAAAACUGUGAUAAAUUAGAAUUCAAUGAAUGUGACCUGGAUGAAUAUCGCUGUUCAAAUGGCAUGUGUAUACCCGAUGACUAUUUUCUUGAUGGUAAGAAAGAAGUGAAGUUCGAAGAGAAAUGA
Molecule: messenger RNA, 753 nt
Organism: Rotaria sp. Silwood2
Lineage: Eukaryota; Metazoa; Rotifera; Eurotatoria; Philodinida; Philodinidae
Source: the annotation of a GenBank genome assembly